This is a messenger RNA of Micropterus dolomieu (smallmouth bass), 5815 nucleotides long. RefSeq names its product histone-lysine N-methyltransferase SETD1B-like. The transcript is spliced from 18 exons. The record is from RefSeq and is a predicted model, not a curated record. Lineage: Eukaryota; Metazoa; Chordata; Actinopteri; Centrarchiformes; Centrarchidae. Gene Ontology annotation, cellular component: Set1C/COMPASS complex. Gene Ontology annotation, molecular function: protein binding; histone H3K4 methyltransferase activity; RNA binding. The coding region runs from base 94 to 5208 and encodes 1704 amino acids.
GACGAACUGUGAAAACACCGAAAACAACAGCUGCUUUUCCACAAUGUUGCUCCAUCAAAGGAUAAAACUUUGGUACAGAUUUUGACGAAUGUAAUGGAAAGCGAAAAACAAACUACUGAGAGAGAGACACCGCCUCAGCACUGGAGAAGCUGCAAGUUGAUUAUUGACCCUGCAUUGACAAAAGGACUGUAUAAAGUGUACCGUUAUGAUGGACAAUACUUUAACAUACCCGUAGAGGACUUAUGUCUGUUUCCUGUGGAUACAGUCAGAGAUCCCCGCAUCUGCCGUCUGUGGAGCAAAUGCAACAAGACUGACCUUUUGGUUCCUAAAUUUAAGGUUGAUGAGUGGUAUGUUGGCCCUGUUCCUCCCAAAGAAGUGACAUUUUCCAGGUUGAAUGACAAUGUAAGGGAAGCGUUCUUGACUAAUAUGUGCAAUAAAUAUGGGAACACCGAAGAAGUGGAAAUAUUUUACAAUCCUAAGAACAAGAAGCAUUUAGGGAUUGCAAAGGUUGUCUUCGACACAGUGAGGGCUGCAAAAGACGCUGUUCAGCACCUCCAUCAGACUUCAGUGAUGGGGAAUGUUAUUCACGUGGAAAUUGAUCCUAAAGGUGAAAACAGGGCGCGACAUCUCCAGUUCCUCUUACGUGGACUUUAUACUCCUUGGUCAGUGGGCAGCAGGGAACGAGCUCUUCAAAGCUUAAUCGACAAUUUGCUGGGCCGCUCAGCCACGCAGCGACAGGGGAGUAUCUCCAGCCCCAUCAGCAUCGCCACACCCCUCUCUCUGGACACAGCCUACUCCAGUAUUUGGCAGGAUACACCUUGCAGCUUUGGGCUUACACCGCGUUCUCAGGGAACCCCCCGCACUCCCUGCUUGUCUGCGACUCCUCUCUCCCAGGACUCUUGCUACUCUAGUCUUCAGGCAACUCCAGUCCUCCAGGGGGAGCCCUCCACCCAUAGUGUUCACAAAGCUUUAAGACGAGAGCUCUUCCAUCGUAAACCAGCGAGGUAUCACAGGGGAUCUGGCGAUGCCUCAGAUGUCAACCUAAUUUUGAAGCAUUGCCAACAACAGCCACCACACCUCCUGUCUACCCAAAUACAAACUAGCAGUCAGCAGCUUGCGCUGUGGGGUCUUAAUGCACAAUCCCCUACUAACAGUAACACAGAGGCUUCCUGUAACUUUGCCUCUCCUUGUCAGGAGUCCAGAGACGAUGUUCCCGAUACCUCGAAGGCUUUACAUCUAAACUGCAACUCUUUGAAUAUCCUGAGCAUUAAUUUCACAGAUGACCAGCAGACAGCAGCAUCCUCUCCACCUGAUGGCCAUGCAUGCAUAACAGACUUAUCUUCACCUGGUUUUAACUGUUCCUCCAGCAGCCCCCAGCCAGAGGUCGAGAGUUUGGAUUCCCGCAUUGAAAGUUUGCUGAUAAACAGUCAGAGAACUGACCCCUCAUAUGUUGAUAGAAAGACUUUGGAGGCUGAUGUACACUCUCAGGACAGCCCAACUUCACCUUGCUCAGCUAAUGCCUCCUUUCUCUCAGAGGACUCACUUGUUUAUACUCUGACUUCUUGUGGAUCCUUCCCAACCAGCCACCGGGCCUCCAACAGUGAUGUGGUGGAUGUCAGUCAAAGAUCGCUUGCUGAAAGUGAAGAGGAUGAAACUAUUCAAGCUGUUUCGUUUCUAACAAGAAACUGCCAGUCUCCCACUCCAUCUGAUUUCACACAUUUUGAAAGGAGGGCUCAUGUAAACAACGAGAAAGUUGCAGAAAGGUCCCAGUUAUUGUGUCCAAAGGAUCAUCAAGCAGCAAAUGAGGAUAAGGAGCACCCAACAAAAGACAUCUCCUCUCUUACCCAGCCUCCGUCCUAUUCUUCUCUCAGUAGCACCACUCGGCCUCUUACUCCUCAUGCCAUUGGAUCUGGAAGUGCCCCUCAAUCAGUCACCCCUUUCCCUUUCCCCAUUCCUCCCUUCCCCCCAUCUCUCCCACCUGUCCCACCUCGCCUGCCAAAUGGCACCAUCCCAAUCCCACCUCCAGGCUGGAUCCCACCUCCGGGCCAUCACACCCGCAUCCCCAUUCCUCCUCCCCCUAUCCCACCUCCUCCUUCUAUUCUCCCCCCACCAACUUUUCUUGGACCCCCCCCACCUUUGAUGGUGCCGCCUUCUGUUCCACCUCCUGUGCACACGUACCGCUUACCCAUGCAUCGUGCAGGCCCAUUGGAUAAGGGGAAUCCUCCAAGGCAUGGCAGUGCACCUUUACCAUUCCCUCGACCACCCUGGCUCGCUCCACCUUUUCCCAGGUUUAACCCCUUUGUGCCGCCACCAGGCUACCCACUUGUGCGUGAAAACCCUCAUAAGCUCACAGUAGAAAAAGUUUUAGAAGUCAUCAUGGAUGAACUGAGGUCAAUCAUUAAGAAGGACAUUACACGCAGAAUGAUUGAAGGGAUCGCUUUCAAGGCAUUUGAGGACUGGUGGGACUGUCAAGAGAAGAAAACAAGGAUGCAAGUACCUCCUUUGAAAAGUGGAGCAGCAAGUGUGGAAGAGAAGACCAAAGUAAUGAAUCCCCUCAGUCACAUUAGUGGCCGUGGCAAAAAACCUCCACUGCCUUCCUUCAGGGUAAAAAGGAAAAAAUCCAAUGAUGCUGCUACAUCAGAAGAUAUAGAAAAUGUGUUGUGUCCAACUCAUGAAACUUCUGAUGUGAAACAGGGGGAUGACAUAUUUAAACCUGCAUCUGACAGAGCCAAACGCAGACAUGCAAGACCACAUGUGCUUGACAGUGAUGAUGAGGAUGAUGAUGAUGAUGAUGAUGAUGAAGGAAACAAAGAAGAUAAUACCCUUCAAGAUGAAGGAAAAAUGUCAGACAAAGUGAAGACAAUUGUGCCAGUUGAUAAUGACCCUCAAAAAAUCCUGUGUGACAGAGAAGACCACGAUGAUGGGGACGACAGUAAUCAUCCUGAGGCACAAAAACAAACAGUGGAUGAAGAUGCUGUCAUCUUCCAAACUGGUGACGUAGUGCAGUGCUUAGACAGCGAGAGUUUUUCAGAGAGCAGCUCCUCAGAGGAAAGCGAGUCUUCGUCAGACAUGGACUCCUCUGACUCGUUCUCCUCAGGGAGCUUUGAGGACUCGUCCUACUCUGACCUCAGUCCUGAAGAUGAAGGCAUGGAGGAGGACGGCGAGGACGACAGGAGUUGCGAGUGUAUAGUCAUAUCGUCAGAUGAAGAGUCGAUGGAGCUUGAGCCACCGGUCACCCCUUCCGCCCCGCUAACCCCUGGUGCUCAGCUGGAGCUGGGCCUUCAGGACUGGUCAGAUCCAUUUCAUAGGGAGGAAACCGAGGACAAUCAGUACUCAUGCUGUCAACAAGACACCUGUGGCUUGGACGCCACGAUGGAGCUCCAAACCAUUGAACCCCAGGACCAUCUACUGCCCCUGUCACCUAUAGGACUUCCAGCAGUGGAGCCAGACCUUGACAUAGUGAUGGAGAGCCCUGAAUGGAGGGUGGACUCCCUCGAGAACAUAGAAAACCUGAGGCCUCUCACUCCCACUGGCUGCUUGAUGGAUAGUGACCCUGACCUUCUGAUGAGAAGCAAACCAACAUCCCCAGCUGUGGAGGAGGUAGAACGACCACAAACACCCGGCAAAGGCAUAGUGGUUGAACUGGAAAGCGAGGACUCUGUCGAUGAAGUCCUCUCCCUCUCUCCAACAAGCACUGAGCUCGUUCUAGCUCCUUCUGUUCCCCUGGGUUUAUGCCCCUCAUACCAGGACAUGCCCAAAACUCCUGGUAGAGAGGAUAGAAGUGAUUGGACUCAGUACAGCUCUGGGAGAGCUCCAGCAACACCAGGCAGAGAGACGACCAUGUCAGAAGGUAGCAUAGUGGUGUGCACAAAUAUUAGCAGCCCACCUCUUGUGCCGUGCCUGUCUAGAAAUCCAUACAUCACAGCCCCAAAGACUCCUGGAAGAGAUAUCAUUCUUCCCCGAAGAACCAUAGUCCACAGGAGGAAAAUGCAAACGGUGACCUCCUUACAGCCCCUGUUAUGUGAUUCUCUCAGAGGUUCUCCCAUCUCAGUGUCUUCUCCAUGCAGCGAGUCUGAGUCCUCAUCAGACUCUGCUGAUGGGAGGGGCAUGUGGAUCAGUUCAGGUGUGAGAAUGAAGCCCUUGCAGGGACUGGAGAAUAUGCCCGGGCUUCUUGACGAGGAGAAUAGGAGAGAGACAGAGAAAUCCUUAUUGAGGAGAAAACAGCUGAGGAGGCUAAAGAGGAGGUGGAGAAUCCAUCGUCGGCAGAGAUCAUUUAAAAGAAUCCCAGGAUCUCACUCCUCUCACAGUCGUCCUCACAGGUGGCGUUCGCUCAGUGAGGAGCGGAGGAUACUUCACAGGGUUUGGAAGGAGGGCCUGGAUGGAGAAGAUGCACAGCUGCUGCAGUGCACAUUUGAAAGGCUGCAAGAGCAGGAUAAUAGCUUUGGUUGGCUCAGUGACACCCUGUGGAUUCCUCACCCUCUGACUAAAGUCCUCACAGAGACAAGCGAGGAACACAAAUGCUGGCAGCCACGCCACAGGACCGGCUCUGCUCGCAGUGAAGGUUUCUACAAAAUCAGCAGGAAAGAUAAAAUUAAAUACCUCAACAACACAAACCUGACCGCUGAGCUUCCAUCUACAAGUACUCAGCAGGGAAUAAACAUCCCUGCCCAGCAGCCAAUUUCACUGCGUGCCGGAUCUGACUUCAGGUCUGAACAGCGUCGCCUGCUGUCCUCUUUCAGCUGUGAUAGUGACCUGGUCAAGUUCAACCAGCUGAAGUUCCGAAAGAAGAGGAUUCGUUUCAGCCGGAGUCACAUCCAUGAGUGGGGCCUGUUUGCAAUGGAGCCCAUAGCAGCAGAUGAGAUGGUGAUUGAGUAUGUGGGCCAAAUCAUCAGACAGGUCAUUGCUGACAUGAGGGAGCAGCGAUAUGAGGAGGAGGGCAUUGGAAGCAGCUAUUUGUUCCGUGUUGAUCAGGACACCAUCAUCGAUGCUACUAAAUGUGGGAACUUGGCCAGGUUUAUCAACCACAGCUGCAGUCCUAACUGCUACGCAAAGAUCAUCACUGUGGAGUCUCAGAAGAAGAUAGUGAUAUACUCCCGGCAGCCGAUAAGCAUCGAUGAAGAGAUCACAUACGACUACAAGUUCCCCAUUGAGGAAACAAAGAUUCCUUGUUUGUGUGGAGCAGAUAGCUGCCGGGGCUCCCUGAACUAAUCGCUAAUUAAGUGUCCUUAUUAUGUCAAGAGCCAAAGUUGCCUGAGGUACUAUUCAAUAUAAACACCUACCCUGAAGAUGUGUCAAGAAAGCCAUUUAAUACUAUUUAUAACCAUACAGUCUGUAACUGCCUGGAGGCUUUGCAGGAGCUCAUAAAAGACUGCUGCUCAGUGAAUAAUGAUUUUUAUAAACUGUCCUAAAAAGCACUUAAGACAAGAAUAGGACCAAGCACUUGGAACUUUUUUUAAUCAAGGUCUGGCAUGAAAUGUUAAUAUACCACCUGCAGGCUCUGGUAAAACAUUACAAAAGCAACAUUACAAAAACACUAUCUUUAGUUGUACAUUAUAUUUUGUGAACAUAUGGCAAGUAACCACCGUUUCACACAUUGCCAUUGUUGUCUCUUUACCACAUGUAGGGGGAAAUGGGCACCCUGUUACAAUGAAAUGUCUGUUGACCUAAUUUUCCAAAUGAUAACAAAAGUGUACAGUUAAAUGUUUUCAUUUAUGAGAGCUUAAGUGGUGUUUUGCUUGAGUCAAGCUUGUAACAAAACCAUUGGUUUUCUUGUUAACAUUUUUAUUAAAAGAAUGUGUUGCAUUAUGAAUGUUAA